This is a messenger RNA of Spodoptera exigua (beet armyworm), 4149 nucleotides long. NCBI's taxonomy places the organism in Eukaryota, Metazoa, Arthropoda, Insecta, Lepidoptera, Noctuidae. The record is from the annotation of a GenBank genome assembly.
ACAACUGUCAUUCACGGGUAAAUAUGAAUUUAGGUGUCUCAAUCGAGUCUCAAUCUUAUUUAUAAUAUUUUUUUCUUAGAUGUGAAUUUAUACAACAUAAAUAACAGCCAUCGGACACAUCCUUUGCAACGAACGACAACUUCCUGCUCGAGAUGCGUUUAUUUUAUGUUUGUCCAAAUUGUAGUGAAGUAUAAUUUACGAUGGAUUCUGGGACAGAUUGGCUCUGUGAAAUUCUACAGAAUGUUCAGCUUGAACAAUUUUAUUUACCCAUCAGAGACCAGUUGCAGAUCACAAGACUAGCACAUUUUGACUAUGUGCAUGCUGAAGACCUUGAGAAGCUUGGUAUCAGUAAGCCUGGGGUGCGCAGGCUAUUUGAUGCUGUCAGGAAAAAGAAGUUACAGUUAUGGAACAGGAAGUUUUGGAACAAACUAUUUGGUUCAUCAUCAAGCUCAGUUUCCAAGGAGAAAACUGAUUUAGCAGUGAGGACCCCACAAGCUGACUCAAGAACAACUUGUAUUAUACUUGAGAAGGAUAUUAUAUUACACAGUGAGAUUGGUAAUGGAUCAUUUGGUGUUGUAAAGCGGGGAGAAUGGAGGGUGUCUGAACACCCGUCUCAAACAGUUCCUGUAGCAGUUAAGGUUUUAAAGGCAGAUGCAUUCUCACAGCCAGGCAUCUAUGAUGACUUCAGGAGAGAAGUGGAAGCCAUGCAUAGUUUGAAACAUCCCAAUCUCAUCAAACUGCAUGGCGUAGUGUUCCAUCCAUUGAUGAUGGUGUGUGAGCUAGCAGCUAUGGGCUCUCUACUAGAUUAUAUUGUUGCUCAGAAUGGCAAAGUGUCAUUGAACUACAUCUACAAAUGGUCAGAACAAGUAGCAUCGGGAAUGGCACAUUUGGAGAAGCACAGGUUUUUGCACAGAGAUCUUGCCUGCAGGAAUAUUUUAUUGUCCAGUGUGGAUUUGGUAAAAAUAGGUGACUUUGGUCUAAUGCGCGCGUUACCGGACGCGGACGAUUGUUACGUGAUGAGUGAGGGUCGGCGCGUGCCGUUCCCGUGGUGCGCGCCGGAGUCGCUGCGCAGUCGACAGUUCUCCCACGCAUCCGAUGUCUGGAUGUUCGCUGUCGCUCUCUGGGAAAUGUACACCUUCGGAGAGGAACCCUGGAUAGGUUUGAACGGUUCGGAGAUACUGCGACUAAUAAUGCGUGAAGGUCAAAGGUUGUCGGCACCGAACGCCUGUCCGCCUGACGUGUACAUGCUGAUGAUGCAGUGCUGGGACCUCAACCCUAAGGAGCGACCGACCUUCGCCGGCAUACAGCGGUACAUCGAGACCAACAAGUUCGAAACAGCUAUUGCUGCGCUCAGUUACCGGCGACCGGGCAAGAUGACCAUCGACGCUGGUGACGCUAUCAUACUGAUUGACAAACGACCCGAGCUCCACUGGUGGAAGGGGCAGAACCAACGGACUUUAGAAGUAGGACUGUUUCCAAGCACAUUAGUUACAGUUGGAUUGAAGAGUGCUAAAAACAAUCAGGCAGUUAAGAAAUCGCAGACGUUGACACCUACACAAAGAGCCCAAGCGACAUCGAAUACAUCAUCAUCGAACGGCGUGUCGGACGACAUGGCGGUGGUAUUGCGAAAGCGUCGUACGAUAGAAUCGACGCAGCCGUCGACGACGCGCGGCGGGAACACUGGCAGCAAACACUUCAACUACAACAAACUCACCAACGACCGCGUCGCCACCCUCGCACAGGAACGAGCCGCCCGACACACUAGGGACGCACAUUCCAAGAGUCUCAAUCAAGUAAAAGAAGACAUAUUGAUCGACCUGGAUCUCCCGCCCUCCACUCGGCUAAGCACGCCAAGUAAGAAGUCCAGCCCCAGCAGUCCCAACGUGGUCUCUAUUCUUGACGAGCCCAUAGAUGUACCAGAAAUUGGGCUCGACAGUGAUUGGGGCGAACAGAGCAUAGAAAGUUUACCCAGUGUCUCUGCUUCAUACAACAUACAAAACUACGGCAUGUACGGUGCUAAGUCCCUCGACAACUUGUCAACUCCUCUACACCUGAGCACACCACCAGCACCUCCACAACCAGAUCCAUUCGACACCUCACAAUUCUGGCCCUCCAAUGCAACUAGGCCUAACUACGAUAUUACAGAAUCUAAUAUAAAUAGUAUAAGCAAACAGUUACAAGAAUCUCACAGAUACUCGAGUAGCAAGCAGUCUUCCAGUGCGGAGACUUCACAUAUCUACAAUAACAUGCCGUCUACAAGCACCGCCAGUGCUAACAAUACGUACGGUAACACCCCGUCACCGUACGCCAUGAACAACGCUCUCUCACUAGAACGAAACGUGACCGCACCCAGUGUUACAGCUUCACUAGCAGACAUGUCGUUAGACGACAGAAUCUCAGAAUCUCUCAAUCUUAGAUCUAAAAGCAACAACAGCGAUUACCUGUAUAGCGAUAGCAUUUACAACGCGCCGUCCACUUCAGCCGCGGCAAACAACGCCGCUGAAGAUAAGAAAUACGGUGACAUUCCCAUCUACAAGAACUAUGACAUCACACCGGUACAGCAACAGUUCAUAUUGGAAACAAAAGACUACUACACCAAACUAUCAACGCCGUCGAAAGCUAACACGAGCAAUGAUUACGAAAAGAACAUUUAUGUGCCGAAGUACGAAGAGGAUGGUGAGAAGUUGAAGAACUUUAGCGACUGCGUUGAGAAUUCUAAGAAUUACUCCGCAUACAAGUAUCAGAAUGUAGACUAUCAGUAUUCGAAUUAUGAUAGCUUCCGAGGCAGUCUUGCGUCGACAUCGCGCGGAGGUGCCACUGCCGUGUACGACGAGGUCAACGACACAGCCAGCAAUUUCUACAGCGAAAUUGGUGAGCCCGCCGGGUCCAGCCUGUACGCCGCGCAGCCUGUCUACUCAAACUCCAACCUGUAUGACGAGGUGUAUGAAGACUCAGUCCCAAGGCCGCACAGGCCCGCGCCACCCUGUCCCACUAAACCUAAAUAAUUACACAUUAUAUAUCUCAUUAGUGCUCCCUAAACCAGUUUACUAAAGUGUGCAAAAUAUACUAAUUAUAAGUUACCAAGCGAUGAGAUAUUACUGUGUGCCUUUUAAUUCUCGAAACAGAAAGAUGACUGAUUGAAAGGUUGACAUUUCAUAAGACGUUUGCACUCAAACUGAGCAUUUAUUGAGCCACAUUUCUAUUUAGACGUGGUCUAAAUAGAGGCAUAGUUAAAGUUACUGUAAAUAGUAUCGUUAUCUUCUGAAAUGUCAAUUUACAUAAGACUGACAGCAUUUUAAUGUCGCCGGAAAGAGAAUCGUAUGACGAUCUGUCCCUCCUAACAUUAUUAUAAUUUUAUUCUAGUAUAGUUUUUACGUUAUUUUCGAUCCUAAAACUAUUCCAUUGUGUUCUAAUUGGCCUCUAAAACCCAACCCAGCAUGCAACAUUACUAAAUACUAUAACUAUAUAACUGAUAUUAAUGUAACUGUAUGUACUCUGUUCGUAUAACUCGAAUGUCAAUGUGUAAAUAAGUAAGAGUUUGUCUAUGUAAUCUCAAAGUGUAUAUUACGGAGUGUUAUUUUUGUAACGGAGAUUAUAUUUUGAAUAAUAAUAAUAUUGUAUGACGAAGCAGACAUUAUGAGUAAAUAGGAAGUAUAAGUAUUAUCAUAAAAUGUACAUAGUCAAUUGGCGUCUAUUUAUACGUAGAAAAUGUGUUCGUUGUAAAUGACGAUGAUCAUUCCCUGUGUUGGCAUCUCUAAAGGCAGCUGUGUUGACCAGUAAAAAAAUCUUUAAUUAUUAUUAUUGUAUUGGUUAAAACUAAAAUUAUUCGUGGUUGGUUUUUUCAUACCACAAGCAAGAUUUAUUUUUACAAGCUUUUGCGUAGUUUUUUUACUUAUCUAUUAAAGAGAAGUUUUUACCUUCUCAGAUACCUAUUGAAGAAUAUUUAAAUCGAUAGUGCUUCUGUAAGUUAUCAAAAAUGCAUGGUAAAAUUCAGCAGUUGAUAUCGACAGCUUAUUCGUUCAACUCGUAAGUGGAAUUAGGAACGACGAUUCUGAACGUUAACAAGUUAAUUACUCACUAUUUUUACUCGUUUAGAAUUUUAGUUUUUAUUUUGUAAUACUGUUUUUUGAACAUUAAUUCAGUUUGUAC